AUGGGGCGGGUUCCGCCCUCGGGUUUUGAAAAAGCUAGAAGUCUGGAGGCGGUGAGGAGCCUCGCUGUUUCCUUGGAUAGCUUGCCUGCGAGCGCCGUGUUGAUCAAGGCCAGCAGGUGUUCAGCCACGUCGGGGUGGCGGGUGGCUGCGUUUCUCACGUGUUCGAAUGUCAUUCCACUGGGACCUGCCCCUACUCCGUUCUUGCAUGUCGCGAGAAUUCGCCGCAAGUCCCUCAGCGUGAUUGCUGGCGCAGAGGGGAUGGAGUGGGUGUCGAGCCAUUGGGGUGGUUCUGUUGUGCUCAGGGGGUGGCGCAGGCGUAGGGCCUUGAGAAUUUCAGGUGAGUUGGGGCUCACAGGUGUACUUUCCAGGGCCUUGGCCAGGCUUCCCUUUUUCGCCAACCCCGCCGCCCUCGCCAGUUUCCCCGCGUCAUCAGGUGCGUGUCUGGGUCCAGCUGGCAUCACGUGGCUAGGACAUCACAGCACCAUCAAGCUCUGGUCGCUGCCUCCUCUAUCCGCCCCAUUUAAUCCCACUCUCUCCUGCCUUUCCCUCUCUCCCCCCUCCCCUCCCUCUGCCCUGCCCUCUCCCCCCACCACAGCUGGCAUCAGGCGGCUGGGACAGCUCCAUCAAGCUCUGCUGGCAUCAGGCGGCUGGGACAGCUCCAUCAAGCUCUGCUGGCAUCAGGCGGCUGGGACAGCUCCAUCAAGCUCUGGCGGCUGGGACAGCACCAUCAAGCUCUGGUCGCUGCCCAAGCUGGGAGCCAAUGCAGGAAGGCGGGGAGGGGGAGGGGGGGGAGGAGGGGACGGAAGCGCAGGUGGCGAUGGGAGUGGGGGAAUGGGGGAGGACGCGGGAGGAGAGGGGGAGGAGGAGGGGGGGGAAGCGGGAGGGGUGGAGGGAGUGGGGCAAGCACGGAAGCGAGUGCGGACGGCUGCAGGGGCAGUUGAGGCAGAGGGCUUGGAGCUAACCCCGGACUGGACCUCUCUUCAGAAGCGCACACAAAAUGCGAGGCGGGCGUGGCAUGGCUUGCUCUGUGCAACUCUGCUUCCCCUCACUCCAUUUUGUUGCCUCUCUCCCUCUCUCCCUUCCCCUCUCUCCAUUCGCCUCGGGCCUCACCCCAAAGGCGCACACGUGCUCACCCCAGACCUCUCCCUAGACGCGCACACGCAGUGCGUGGCGGGCGUGGCAUGGCCGGCGCAGGGCUCCUCGCUCUUCUCCGUCUCAUGGGACCACUCGCUGCGCGCAUGGGACGUGGACGCUGCUUCUGCUGUGUCUGUUCGGGUGCGUGGUGUGCGUGGUCUGUGGGGUGGGGGGGUUACCUGGGCUGCUGCUGCAGUGACUGUGCAGACAAGCGCGCAUCCGCUGCUGGUGGUGGCAGCAGGGGGGGGCGGGAUGGCGUCGCUGGUGGCAGUGGGGGGCGCGCACCCCACCAUGCUGCUCUGGGACAUGCGCGCUGCCACGGAGGAGGGAGGAGGGAGGAGGGAGGAGGGAGGAGGGAGGAGGGAGGAGGGAGGAGGGAGGAGGGAGGAGGGAGGAGGGAGGAGGGAGGAGGGAGGAGGGAGGAGGGAGGAGGGAGGAGGGAGGAGGGAGGAGGGAGGAGGGAGGAGGGAGGAGGGAGGAGGGAGGAGGGAGGAGGGAGGAGGGAGGAGGGAGGAGGGAGGAGGGAGGAGGGAGGAGGGAGGAGGGAGGAGGGAGGAGGGAGGAGGGAGGAGGGAGGAGGGAGGAGGGAGGAGGGAGGAGGGAGGAGGGAGGAGGGAGGAGGGAGGAGGGAGGAGGGAGGAGGGAGGAGGGAGGAGGGAGGAGGGAGGAGGGAGGAGGGAGGAGGGAGGAGGGAGGAGGGAGGAGGGAGGAGGGAGGAGGGAGGAGGGAGGAGGGAGGAGGGAGGAGGGAGGAGGGAGGAGGGAGGAGGGAGGAGGGAGGAGGGAGGAGGGAGGAGGGAGGAGGGAGGAGGGAGGAGGGAGGAGGGAGGAGGGAGGAGGGAGGAGGGAGGAGGAGGAGGAGGAGGGAGGAGGGAGGAGGGAGGAGGGAUGGUUGUCGUGGGAACAUGUGCUCUUUCCCCACCGUGCUCUCUCCAUCGAUCCAGCUGCUGGGUCACACGGAUUGGAUCUCCUCCCUCGCAUGGUAACGUGUGGUUAG
Molecule: messenger RNA, 2130 nt
Organism: Closterium sp. Naga37s-1
Lineage: Eukaryota; Viridiplantae; Streptophyta; Zygnematophyceae; Desmidiales; Closteriaceae
Source: the annotation of a GenBank genome assembly